Messenger RNA from Manduca sexta (tobacco hornworm), 3063 nucleotides. Its product is annotated as sodium/potassium-transporting ATPase subunit beta-2-like. The transcript is spliced from 7 exons. NCBI's taxonomy places the organism in Eukaryota, Metazoa, Arthropoda, Insecta, Lepidoptera, Sphingidae. Gene Ontology annotation, biological process: potassium ion import across plasma membrane; sodium ion export across plasma membrane; intracellular potassium ion homeostasis. The record is from RefSeq and is a predicted model, not a curated record. Gene Ontology annotation, molecular function: ATPase activator activity. Bases 32 to 1084 code for a protein of 350 amino acids. Gene Ontology annotation, cellular component: sodium:potassium-exchanging ATPase complex.
UACCCAUAAUGCAAUCACUAUAAAAGAUACCAUGUCUCUCCGAGACAGGUUAACCUCAGGUACAUAUUUCCUGAUAGUUCGUAUCAUACUCUCCGGUCGGCGCUGGCCAGUGUUGAAGCGGUCGGCAAGCGGAAUGGGUGCCGAUAAGCCCAAUGGCGUGGUGAACUACAGCCGCCGACCGCCCCAGAGGCCCUUCUUCCAACGCAUCAGGUAUGCGAUAUGGAAUCCAGAGGAGAGGACCUUCCUUGGCCGGACUGGCAGGAGAUGGGGCGUCAUCGGCAUGAUCUACCUAGUGAUGUACAUCUGCAUCAUCAUCUUCUUCUCGAUCUGCAUGUGCGGGCUGCUAGCCACCAUGGAUGACAGGAUACCAUACUUCACGCUCGCUGAUUCCAUUAUUGGAGACAAUCCCGGCAUGGGUCACAGGCCUCUGAUAUACCAGGAAGGAGCCCUGAUCUGGUACAACGCCGACAACAUCACUCACAUCAAGAAAUACACUGACAACAUAGAUGAAUUCUUAGCCCAAUAUGAAAACAAAACGCUGCUGCCCAACGGCGGAGUGAACCAGCGUGACUGUGGUGAUGUAAAGCCGCCCCGCGAGGAGGUCUGCUCCUUCAACACCAGCCAGUUCGGACCCUGCUCCAAGGAGUUCGGAUACGGUUACGCCGCCAAGACGCCAUGCCUUAUCAUCAAACUAAAUCGGUUAUUUGAUUGGAAGCCCCAGUUCUACGAGAAUCCCGGCGCUAUACCACCGGAAAUGCCGCCUGACUUACAAGAGUUCAUUAAAAACAACGCCACAGCUCAACAGCUUCGUAGUGUAUGGGUUUCCUGCCAGGGCGAGAGGCCCGCUGAUGUGGAAGCCCUCGGCCCUCUUAAGUACUGGCCUUACCCUGGAGUGCCGGAGACGUACUUCCCUUACGACAACACUCCGGGAUACCUUAGCCCUUUGGUGGCAGUGCAACUUCUUAAACCAACUUUGCAUCAAAUAAUAAACAUCCGAUGCCGCGCGUGGGCUCGAAACAUCAUAUACACGGAGAGUUUGAAGGAGCGGCUGGGCUCCACCCACCUGGAGAUCAUGAUCGACUGAAGGGACCACCUAGAAACUAGUCUAUCCGUUGUGCCUUAGUGUGUUACGUGUUGUGCAGGACCAGGAUCCAGGAAGCAUUCGGGAAUCAAAGAAUUUCAAUUUCGUUAAAUCUCAAUGCUUUAAUUAUUUACUUAACAUCUUACCCAGUAUAUGUCUGUCGUAUAGAUAUCGUGUUACUAUGUUGAGUAACGUAACGCCAUGAAAAGUUGUUAUACUAGAGCGACAAAUAUUUGUGAAUGUUAUAUUGUUCAAACUAUGUAAGUAAUAGGUAUGUAUUGUACAUAUUAAAUCCAGGACGUUUUUUCAAUUACGUGCUUUGAAUGAACUAGAAAAUAAAUGAGUAUGUAUAUCCCCAAUUUUUUGCUUCCUGGACCCGCCUUCACCAAGAGUGCAUUUAUUUAGCAGAGAAUGUCAUAAAUUAUACAAAGAUUCCAUUGGUAUCAUAGUUGGCCGCCGUAUUUUUACCGAUUUAUCCGCAUGUUGCUCGUAUGAGUAACGUAGCUCUGUAGAGUAACGCAGUUGCGUAAUUACUAGCUACUAUUAAUUUUUCACUCUGUACUACAUUACAUAGUGUCCAGAGUCCUAAUUCUAGAUGCCUUCGAUGAUAGACUGCAUGAAAUUUUCUUGUUAAAUAUAUUCGUGCAGAAACUGAUAUAGUGUAGAUUAGCCUUUUUUUUUAAAUCCACCUUAACAUUUUAUACUUUUUUACCAGUUUUAUGAAUGGCCAAUGACAUUGCAUAAAGAAACUCAUAUAGAGUGCAGACUAGCCUUCUUUUUAAAAAUCCAGCUUGAUGUAACAUUUUUAACUUUUUUACCAGUUUUAUAAAUGGCCAAUGACAUUGCAUAAAAAUUAUGAAAGUGUUUGAGAACGCAUAAGAUGUGGUACCUAUAUGUUAAUCAUUUGUUAGGAUUAUUAAGUGUUUGGAGUGUUGCAACAUUGUAAGUCUCAGCUUUCUGUCAAAUAUCUAAACAACUAUGUCAGGGCGCCUUAUUUCGUCUUCGAGGGCAUAUCCGUCUCUUUGUAAUUACGGGCGUUCUACUUGAAGGGCAGCUUUAAUAGCCGUGUAGGUAAAAGGAUUAGGAACAUGCCCUAUUUACCUAACAGUUAUCAAACCUGUUCCAUAAUUGGAAUUCCCGUAAUUGCAACAUCAUCAUCCGUAGACGGAAUAGGACCACACGAAUAUAUAAAAAUCGUUUGUGGUGCAAAUGUUCACUUACCAUCAGGCGCAGUGAUGGUACUUUGUUGUACCCAUAUAAGAGGUAAUAAAGUAUUGUGUUUAAUAACAAUAUUUUUCGAAAAACUGCAUGCUUUAUGUUUCAUUUAUCGCAUCUUCAUCAGCACACGUUCCUUAUCCGUUUUAAAUUAUGCUGCAUUGUUUUGAUAAAUCAAGAUGUAGAGCAUUGAUAACUAUUUUCUCUAAUCCCAAACCCAUCAAGAUGCAAUCGUUCCGCGUAAUAUUUAACUUGAAAUUAAUUGAAAUAAUUUUAUUUGACCCGUUAAAAUGUUACACCUACGUUAUUUAGAUUCCUUCAAUAUAAACUCUACCACCAGUUCGGAAAGCAGUUCUCACAAGAGAAGACCGACCAAGAAACUCUGGUUUUACAGCAGUUCAUUCAUAUGCUUGCAAAAUAGGUAACAAAAAUUUUAAAUUUUCAUACCAGUGCGCAAUCUUCUCAGGAAUCAUGAAAUAUAGUACUUAUAAUACCCCUAGUACUUCUUGCCAUUAUUUAUUUUUAUAUACCCUCUCAGCUUAUCAUCUUGCAUCUAUACAUCUUUGAUUAGUUCCUCUGUUCUUGUAUCCAUUAACUAGCUGCCAUAAAGUUUAAGAACAUCCGAUCGAACCAUAAAUGAGGAUUACAUACAGUGUUGCAGACUUCUUGAGAAUUUGAUGUUGAAUGUACUUAUUGAUUGCAAACGUGUAGCGUCAGUAGAUUGUCUUUUGUAAAUGGAGUCAUUAAAUAUAGAUCGUGGAAGACAA